AUUCUGACAGGUACCGAUCCCAAAGGGUACAAUGACACUGUACGAGAUUAUGAAGCGGCUAUGGACGAGUUUGAGAUCGUUAGCAUGUACAACGCUCGCAAUGCCAGUCAUCCCGAAAUUAAAAAAUCAGAACCUCCCAGUACAGUCAUGCGAACGGCUUACCCUCUGCCGAUGGGAACACUUAGCCGUAUCUCCGUAGGCAGCCUACAGAACCUGAACCUGCUGGGUGGAAACACUAAGAAAGAGGCUGCCGAUAGUGCCGUUCCCUGCCGACAUUCCUCUUUUAAAGACAGAGCCGGGAGCGCGCCUCGCGAAAGACUUCCCCCACGCAACUCAGCUCAUGGUCGGACUUCGGCCGGCUUACGAUCGUCACACGGUUUGGACCAAAGACCAAGUUUGCGCAAAUGGUUUUCACUCAAAGGCCUUAAUGGCAGUAUGACAGUACCCAGCAGCAGUAGAAAAGAAGCCUAUUCCCCCAAGAUGUCCGUAUGUAGGAGAAUUUAUUCGGACACGGUUUCACCGGCUGAGAAACCAGAACUAAAUCUCAGUGAACUAGAUGACCUCAUUGCCUGGAAGGAAGUCGAGGCAAAAACAGUGGAAAACAUACUGGCAGAAAACCGGAGCCUUUCGACGGACAGAAGCCGAUCACGCAAGGCCAGACUGGCGUACAAUUCAUCAGCGGAAGAAAACGCAGCAAAGGAGGUAGCAGAACUGAAAGCCAAAAGGGGUUUCGCGCUCGCAGUGAAAACAAAGACUGACAUGAAUGCCAAGGCCACCGAAGCUCCUGUAGCAAAGACGUCCUGCGUAUCUAGCGUUUGCGACGAUGCUGACACAUUUGUUGUGCGGCGACGCUUACCAAAGCAGAGUGAAGACCUGACCAGACCAUGCAUCGGGAUCAAUAUGGAGAAGUACACCCCAGUUACUCCGAGGCCGUCUGAGCCCAGUUUCGGAGUGGUGGUGUCCGAUGCUAGACCACAAGCUUCACGAACUAACGAUCAUUUAACCAAGUUGUCUUAUCAUGGUAAUAAUGGAAAUCACGCAACCAACGAGGCGAAAGGGAAGAAUAUUUCUACAUUUGAGCAAUUGCGAACGGUUAAAAAUCAGUCGCCAAUUCCCAGGUACGUCGAUUGGCAUAUUACUAGAGUUGUUUAUAGCCUACCUUUUUUACACACUAAGUGGUUUACUUGUUUUGUUUCAAAUAAUGGUGGAUUGUUAUCACGGAGAAUAAUUACACUUCACUUUUGA
This is a messenger RNA of Dibothriocephalus latus, 1245 nucleotides long. NCBI's taxonomy places the organism in Eukaryota, Metazoa, Platyhelminthes, Cestoda, Diphyllobothriidea, Diphyllobothriidae. The record is from the annotation of a GenBank genome assembly.